This is a messenger RNA of Trypanosoma conorhini, 462 nucleotides long. RefSeq lists its product as uncharacterized. NCBI's taxonomy places the organism in Eukaryota, Euglenozoa, Kinetoplastea, Trypanosomatida, Trypanosomatidae. The transcript has a single exon. The record is from RefSeq and is a predicted model, not a curated record. The coding region runs from base 1 to 462 and encodes 153 amino acids.
AUGCCUGUGUGCGUGGCAAUUUCCACUUGGUUUCUUUACCUCGCUGCGUUUUUUUUUGGUUACACUUCGGUGAGUGUGCUGUGCUUGGGUGUGUUGGGCUCAUGCAGAGUAGAGGGAACCAAAGACCAAAACCAGGCGCUGGAGAACGGCAAUGAGGCGGCAUGUGCCAACCAGCAGAGCCACGGCGGCAACGUUGUCUUGAGGCCUUCGUCGAGCCACGACGACGCUGCGACGGAGAUGGAGGCGAUGGCAGUAGAGGACCCGCAAGGUGCGCCCCCGGCAACUGGGGGUCAUUUGUCGGGGCCCAGAGAGGUGGCGGCUUCGAGGUGCUUCUUGGCGGUGUACUUGGGGCGACUGCGUGGGGCGGCGAAACNGGGCUCCCGGCCUUGCCUUGUCGCUCGACUUCCUUCCUACCUUCGUUUUCUCCACCGGCAUCAUGCUCCUGCUGGCGGUUGUCGAUGA